UUUAAAUAUUCUUCUUCCAUAUUCGGACAACUUUGCCACUUUGUGUCAUUUUUACAAUUUAUUUAAUUUUUAUUUAGACGACCUGCGGGUGAUUUAAAAGGCUUAGUUUGGCUUUGCUACCAUUAGCUAUAGCUAGCCGAAUCCUACCCUAUAACACAAAAGCUGCCUUGUUACGUCGUAUGCCACAAUUAACAAAUAAUUGGCAUAAAGGCUGGGCAAUGCGGCCUUAAAUUAAAAACACUGCUUAUUUUGUGGGGUUCAUUAUUUCGUACAUGCCAGGUGCAUGGUGUAACUGAUUUGUGAUUUGCCCCGCUUUGUUUUGCUGUCAUCUUAUGGCCAGUUGCAACUUUUUAGCAGGGGCCUAAAUUAAAAGAAAAUUUCGCCUUCCACAAAGGGGUUGGGCCCCUAUCCUUCGGAAAUACUGGGGGGUUCACCGAAAUCGCCCAGCCCUAAUUGAACUAAUUAGACAUGUCACUAUUUGUUAAGAAAAGGCGCGCCCAGCACGCCGUCUUGUCCAUUGCGGCGGUGGUUAUCCUCCUUGGAAUCCCCCUGUGGUGGCGGACCACCGCCACAUACCGCGCCUGGUUGCCAGUUGCUCAGAUUCAAGAGCUGGCUAAGAUGCAGCUCCUUCUGAGCGCUGACGUGGAGGUGGUGUUUGCACGUGGGACACUGACCCCGGAACAGCAGAAGAAGAUUCCUGUGACGCACACUCAUGAUGAGGAGCACACUAUUGACGGAGGCACUUCUUUGACAUACAGAUAUGAGAUGCGUUAUCGCACAGCGACCAUCAUGGAGGAGGAUGCCCUGAACCAGCCCACUGCUGCUGCGACCGAUCUCUCCUUGAACACACUCAGCGAGAGUCCGUGUGGUUCUUUGGUGGUCUAUGUGAUCCCAAAAUCCUCUUCGCUGCUGCCUCAGGAAGUGGGCGUGUACGUGGGCCGACGGCGGACGGCCUUGCUGCGCAUGGAUGUUGAAAUGAAGCCGGGCAAGACACUGGAUCAAGUGCUGGGUGGUGUGGAGUCGUCGGUGAAGAAGGUGCUGCAGGUGAUGUCGUUCAGCCACGGCGACAUCAUGGCCGCCCUCAGCGACAGAGUACGCCUGAGCCCGGGAAGCACACCGAUCAAAACUGACAGCAUGAGAGCCUUGAAGUCCAGUCCGGGUUACGAGAUCACUUUCAGCCUGCUGAAUCCUGACCCAAAGUCACACCGCGUUUACUGGGACAUAGAGGGCGCUGUCAGCACUUACAUUCAGCCCCUGCUCUCCAAACUGAGCCCCGUAGCCAAUUUUAGCGUGGACUCACAGAUGCUCCACUACGCCAUGCUGGGCGUCACCUCGCACUUCGACGGCGGCCACGGUGCGUACACGCUGAGCGCCAACAGCCUGACGCACGUCAUCAACCUCGUGGAGGCUCGACUGGUUUCCAAUGCCGCCUCAUCCAACCCGCUGCUCAACUUUUUGCUCUACGUGCCGGACGCGCAACACUCGCCGCUGCGAAUCCUCGAUCAUCAGAAGCGACAGGUCUCCUCCAAUGCCUUUCACUCACCGCACUGGGGCGGAAUUAUGGUGUACAAUGUAAAUGGCUUCUAUGGACCGGAUGCUACCUUCCCCGUUGACAUCCACGUCAACAUGGCCGAAGUAAUGGGCGUCUUCCUCGCACAGCUACGUCUGUUGCUGGGCGUGCAGCCCUCAGCGCCUCCUGACGGCUUCCUGGUGGCGCCGCCCGGCAGCUCGGGGCUGUCCGACUGGGAGCUGGACCGCCUCAUGUGGAGCCGCAGUGUGGAGAACAUCGCCACGGCGACCACCUCCAUCACGUCUCUGGCGCAGCUGCUGGACCAGAUUGACAACAUUGUGAUCAACGACAAUGUCGCUCAGCAGGUGUCGAGCGCCGUGGCGUCGCUGCAGCUGGCGGCAGCCGAGCUGGAGUCGGGUAACCUGGAGUUUGCCCUGCAGUACAGCAAGGAGGCCGUCCUGGCCUCGGAACAAGCCUUUUUCGACCCUUCGCUGCUGCACCUUCUCUAUUUCCCCAACGACCAGAAGUUCGCCAUCUACAUCCCGCUGUUCGUGCCCAUCACCAUGCCCAUCCUGUUGUCGUUGCUCAAAAUAGCAUCGGAUUUGCGCCGGAAGCGCAGGGACAAGCAGGCCAAGAAGGACUAAAGCAGUGAGAAUUAUUAUUAUUAUUAUUAUUAUUUUUACUUGAAUGCACACCAAAACAAGCAAAAAUCAGAAGAAAAAAAAGGAUGUCCUGUACAUACUUUUUUUUGGACAGCAAAGCGACUGUGACUGUUCAACUCUACUACUGGAAGCUUGUUAAUAAGGCCAUUUUUAAAUAUUUGAAUGUGUUCUCUAAUUUAUUGAAAAUUUUAAAAAGGCUACUUUCA
This is a messenger RNA of Syngnathoides biaculeatus (alligator pipefish), 2378 nucleotides long. RefSeq names its product phosphatidylinositol glycan anchor biosynthesis, class S (gene pigs). NCBI's taxonomy places the organism in Eukaryota, Metazoa, Chordata, Actinopteri, Syngnathiformes, Syngnathidae. Gene Ontology annotation, cellular component: GPI-anchor transamidase complex. The transcript is spliced from 12 exons. The coding region runs from base 469 to 2154 and encodes 561 amino acids. Gene Ontology annotation, biological process: attachment of GPI anchor to protein. The record is from RefSeq and is a predicted model, not a curated record.